Messenger RNA from Rhodofomes roseus, 7086 nucleotides. RefSeq lists its product as uncharacterized. Lineage: Eukaryota; Fungi; Basidiomycota; Agaricomycetes; Polyporales; Fomitopsidaceae. The coding region runs from base 121 to 6963 and encodes 2280 amino acids. Gene Ontology annotation, cellular component: fungal-type vacuole membrane; endosome membrane. Gene Ontology annotation, biological process: phosphatidylinositol phosphate biosynthetic process. The transcript is spliced from 12 exons. Gene Ontology annotation, molecular function: ATP binding; metal ion binding; 1-phosphatidylinositol-3-phosphate 5-kinase activity. The record is from RefSeq and is a predicted model, not a curated record.
GUUGGCUGCCAUAUUACUACGAUUGUCUGUGUGGACAGUAUCAUGCUCCUUCGCCUACUCCUCCAUCUCUGACGGCUGCGCAUUGCGUGGAUUUCCUAGACGCAGUCGGUCGGCCCGCGGAUGGACGCCUCGUCUGUGAUCGCUGGCUCUUCCAGUUCCACUAAUGCACAGAUCCCUUCCUCGAGCGAGCCAUCUACUCGCUCGCGCAGUAGCACCAAGAUCGUCGACGACGUCACGAGCCUGACAUCCUUCAAUCCAUUCUCUGAAGAAGAUGAACAUGACCAGUCCUCAUAUGCCAUAGUAACGUCCCUGUUCUCCAAGGUCCGGAACACCCUCGCCGCUCCCCUGCACUCAGCAGUAGCUUCUGGUACACCCGGACCAUCCAUAGCAAGUAAUGCACAGCCAGGACAAGCUGCUGAACAGCGACGCCCUUCACUCUCAACUGCAGCAUCGUACCAGUCGAGCAAGUCGGAGCGGAGUAAUCGCUUCAACGUCGCUGCUUCGCGCCCUGCUCCUCCGCAGGUCUCAUUGACUCCCGUCGUUUCUGAGACUCCUUCAUACGACAUCGACUACGACAGACCACCUUCCCGCAAUGGAUCCCUCUACGCCCCGGACACUCCAGAUGGCGGCGGAGUGUAUGGCACAGCCAUUCCGGGGUUCCCUAUCCAGGACAGUGAUGCCAGAAGCAUCAGGACACAGGGUAGUCUCAGAAGGUCCGCUUCGGUGUCUAAAGUCAUACGGAGGAUUCGAGGAGAAGGUCUAUCCCGAGAUUAUUGGAUGGACGACAAGCUUUGCAAGGAAUGCUACGACUGCAAGAGCGUGUUCACGGCUUGGCGCAGGAAACACCAUUGUCGUAUAUGCGGGCAGGUCUUCUGUUCCCGCUGUGCUUCCAACGUGAUCAAGGGCGCGCGCUUCGGCCAGGAGGGUAUGGUCCGCGUCUGUAACCUCUGUCUGGAGAAGCUAGCCAAGGUGGACGAUAAUGAUGACGAUGACCGGCGGUCUGUCACAUCCAGCAUGGCUUCUCCGUUUGCCACACACCAGCUUGGUCACCUUGGUGCCGAUUCGUUCUCAUUCUCCCUCGCGAACCAGCCCCAGUCUCCGUUCGCUGCGUCGCAGCUGUUCGGACGUACGGAUGAGCCGUUCAAUCUGUUCUCCAUCGCCGAGACUAAGAGGCAUCCCGGCUCUAGCGAUGCGUUCUUACCGUUCGAUCCGAGUAUGUCUUACUACGACGGUCGCGGUGAUAAGGCAACUCGGGAGAACCCCGUCCCCUUCCGCCGCACCCUCUCGGAAGAAGACAAGGAUAACCUAGCAUUGCCCGAGAGGUUCAACAACGACGACUCCCCGACCGCCCCAGGAGCGAAAACGCCCAUUGACUUCCCCGUCACGUUCCCAGUGUCGGUGGAUGGCGCAACCAGCUCUGUGCAGUUCCCGGCGAGUUCUCCGGAUCGUAAUCAUCCGUUUGAGAGUCCAGGGAUGCUCAGAUCGCGGUUCAACUCGUACGCCGACUUCGAUCCCUCGACUCCGUUCAUUCGCAGUCGCGUACAGAGCAGACUGAACGAGAGCUUCAACUUCGGCGAGCCGGGAUGGCGGACAAGGCGAGAGAGCACGGCCUACGCGCAGGAACUGAACCUCAUCUCUAUGUUCCAUCUCCGAAUGAUGUUGAGGCAGCUGCUCACCGCCGAGCAAAUACCCAACGUCGGAGAGUGGGAGGAGACCUUGCUCAAGCUGAGUUUGCGCAUCGCGCGUGAGCUCACGUUCACAGCGCACCCUCAGCGGCAGGGUGCGGACAUGGACGUGCGGCGAUAUGUCAAGAUCAAGAAGAUCCCUGGAGGUGCUCCACAGGACUCGGAAUACGUCGACGGAGCGGUCAUCACGAAGAACGUCGCCCAUAAGCAGAUGCUGAAGGCCCACCGUAACCCUCGCGUCAUGCUGGUGACAUUCCCGCUUGAGUUCCACCGAGUUGAAGGCCAGUACAUGCACUUCGGCCAGAUCCUGCGGCAGGAGAAGGACUACCUCGGUAACCUCGCCAGUCGUAUCGCUGCGUUGCGCCCGCAUGUUGUAUUGGCGGAGAAGUCUGUGUCGAGGCUCGCGCUCGACGCGCUCGCCAAGCAUAAGAUCGCCGUCGCUAGGACUGUCAAGCCCUCUGCCAUCCAGUUUGUGGCGAGGAUGACGCAGGGAGACGUGUUCUCAUCAAUGGACAAGCUCGCCCUAGAGCCCCGUCUCGGACAUUGUGGGCGGUUCCGCAUCCAGACCUUCGACCACCCUCUCAUUCCCGGUCGACGGAAAACGUACAUGCGCUUCGAAGGGUGCAACCCGGAGAUGGGCUGCACAAUCGUCCUGAGGGGCGGCGACAUCGAUACUCUGCGACGGGUCAAGAAGGUCACUCGAUUCCUUGCGUUCAUCGUGCGCAACCUGAAGCUGGAGACGCAUCUGUGGAAGGAUUCUGUCAUCACCUUGCCCGCACUCACCGCAGAAGCCACGCCUUCGCUGACGACUUACCCCUCAGUGCCCAUUUCGGGCCCCAGUUCGUCGACUCCUCCGUUGACGCUGUCUGCGCCCAUGCUGCAGUCGGUCUCGUCACCUCUGACCGGCAUAUCCGAGAAUCAUGUUGAUGCCCACUCCAAUAUGGACGACCUCCCCGACGAGGAGGCGGAGCAGCUACGACUCUCUACGCGAAUCGAAGUAUCUCUCGAGCCAUAUCGUAGGACAUUCAUAUCGGUGUCCGCCACGCUCCGAUUUCCACCUCCAUAUCCUAUACGGCGGAUGAAGGAGCUUGACGACGGGCUUUUCCGCGUGAAGCGAGAAUGGGAGGACGAAAUUGUACGCUGGGAGGAGAAAGCCUCAUCCGAGCAUAGGCAGGAAGAGACGAUAACGCAUGGUCAGGAGGCGACUAUCACCGCGAGUCGCGCGGUGACUCCUGAUCCUAACGAUGUUGCGGCCCAGAUCGAGUCGUUGCAGAUGCCUGACAUCCUCAUCACGCCGAUUGCCUCGAACUUGUCACCCGGCGGGCCCGGCUAUUUCGACCUCACACCGACAGUGGCGCAGGUCGUUGCAGCUUCUCCAGUCCCUAUGACGCCCGCCGAGGAGGCCCCGACACAGCUGAAGACGGUCGAGGACAUACGACUCGAGAGCCGUCUCAGCUACGUAAAGUGGCAGCAUGCUGAACAGCGGAGGAUCUGGGAGUGGUACCUCCGCAAGAACAACGACGAUUUCAAUGUGGAGAAGUACCAGUGCAUCAGUUUGUGGGAGGCUACCAUGCCAACCACCGAGCUUGGUCUCCACAGGGCGUGCUUCCCUCCGAAGCUGAAGUAUAUCACCUUCUAUGGGGAGAACGAUUGCACUCUAGGCCAGUUCAUUGAGAAGGCCGUCAUGGAUACCCUUGUCUUGUUCCUGGACCCGAAGGCGAUCUGCGAGAACAAGAGCUGCAACGAACCGCUUGCCCGUCACGGCAAGGUCUUUGUCCACAACGAGACACGGCUCUUCGUCGCAGUCGAACAGUGGGAUGGGCAGAUCAUCAAUCGUACAUCCGCCAACGAAGGCAUCAUCACCUGGAGCGCUUGUCGGCUAUGCCGCUCAGCUACGCCUUUCAUUCCCGUCUCCCCAGAGAUGCAGAGGUACUCGUUUGCGAAGUUCUUGGAACUCCACUUCUACCCAGCGGACGUCCAGCUUGUCCAAGGAGCAGGAUGCCAGCACAACAUCUACCAGCACCACAUUCGAUACUUCGCCAUUCGAGGCAUGACCGUGCGGUUCCAAGCGGACCCUAUCACGCUACACGAGGUCGUCUACCCACCUAUGCGCAUUCGCGUCCGCCCUGAAACUCAGCUAGAGAUCAGGAAUUCCGACUUUGAGCGCCUUCAUCGCCGCAAUGAGCUCUGGUAUUCGGCUCUGAUUGACGACCUCAAGCUCAUCAACAUCGAUGCCGCGACUGGGGAUGAGGACGCAGACGCGAGACUGACCGCUGAGAUCAACCUGCUGAUCACCAAAGCAGAAUGGGAAAAACAGGACAUCGCCAGGCUGAUCAACAGGAUCUACCGAGAGACGCCGCCGACAGAUACCCUUGCAUUGAAUCAGGUCCGUGCGUAUCGACAGGACAAGAUCGUCGCAUGGCAGCAAGACUUCGACAAGCUCCCGAAGCCCAGGCUCACGCAACCUUUCGAUCGCGGGAGCCGCAAAACGUCUGCGUUUGGGUCUGUCAGAGGAUUCUUCCCCGCGCCACGGAAGCCUGGACACUAUGCACAUUAUGGGUCACUGGAGAAAGACAGUAACGUCUCUGAGGCUGAGGACAACGCACCUAUCACCAUCCGACGAGUUACCGGUGACUCCUUCACGUCCAAUUCGUCGGCAUCAGAUGCCUCAGAGUCGGAGACUCAUUCCGAGAAAACGUCAGAAGCCACGCCCGUACCUCAACAGAUACCCCAACCAGUGGCGGACGCGCAACCCGUCGUGGCUGUCAUAGAGCCGAGUCCCAGAUCCGAUGGUGACAGCGACUCCACCAUAGGUGUUGAUAGGGGAGAGGCGUUCUCGCCGGAUACUAUGAUGUCUCCGCCAGCUCCUGGUCAAGACAAGGCGGGUGCUGAUCGCUCUUCGUCCCAGCUGUCCAAAUUACCUAGGCGUUCAUUCCAUUAUCCGAACGUCGCAGAAUUGAUCAAGAAAUACCAGGACUUCCUGCCCGCGCAGGGAGUAGAAGAACUGACCAAAACUGCAUUCCCUCCGACUUCUGUUCUUUCGGACAGCGAUCAGGAGGGCUCAAGCGACAUCCCUCCCCGCGUGCGCACAAAACCUCGCCGACAAGUUCUCAGGUCAAAACCCUCUAUUUCCGACUUCGAGUCUGGAUAUGCCGCCAACGUUGCUCCGCGGUACCUGACGCACGCUAAGAGGCCACAUGGAAGUCGUAUUCCAGGGCCUCUAGUCUCAUCUUGCGACUCCCGUGCUGCAUCAAGGCAGACCUCGCCGGACAAACGGACAGCUAGCUCACGUCAUGACGCAGCCUCGAAGACAGGGAAGACCUCCCCUCCAUUGUCCCGCUCCGGCUCGGUGAUUGUUAGCGGGAAGAAGAAGGGGAAGGCCACUGCACGCGGUCUGGGUGCGGAGAAGUCGUCAUCCGCUCGUCCUACUAGUAGCUCCGGUCCGAAGCCUACUUUUAGGAGGCAACCUGGUGCAGGAAGUAAAGUUUCCAACAUCGCCAAACACUUUGAACGUAUCAGUCGGGACAAUGAACGUACGACCCGCCGAUACGCCGUCAUUCGGGGACGACGCCCUCGUCCAGUCGCAAACGCUCGAGCUAAAGUCGAAGUCUUGGAUAGCAUCAAAGACGCUAUCCGUGAUGAGGCUGAGAGCUCGGAUUCAAGUGAAGCUGAUGACGAAGGGGAGGGCGAAGAGGAACCACAGCAGAAAAAGCGCACAGAAUCGCCUAUGGCUGACGCAACUACGGAGGAGUCCGCAAAGACAGGACCGGACAGUACUGCGACUCCAAGCACUGUUCCGGAUGAGACGAAGCAAGUCGAAUCGGAAGAACAGCCAUCUGUACCCUCCGUUCAGGUUCCUGACCAGACCGCACCUUCUGUCUCAAGUUCACCAGUGCUGACAGCAAUGACACAUGGUCCUGCACCCCCGACGUCCCCGGCUCCGGAGCUCGAAGUCGGGCCUGGAGGUACUGAACGGCAUUCUAUCCUGAAAGCGUUAUCCGGAUUCUGGCCACAACCGGUCCCUCAACCCCGGCAGCGUACAGAGGCGGAUGCUGAAGACCCAAUGUCUGAUCCAGAACACAUCUUCCGUCAUUCCUCUAUGGUCGUCAGGACUGAUGAACCAACGUCUAUCAUUGCACUCGCUUUGAACUCUCCUCAGUACCGUGAUAUGUUGUCGAGAUCGAGAGCGGAGAAGCGCCUGACAAAGGAGCCGAGGCUGACCGAUGGUGGUGAAGCCUUCAUGCCUGACGACAAAUCGGUCGCCGAGUCGACUUCUACCUGGGGAGUUGUCAAUGUGGACAGUUCAGACGACUGGGAUCCUACGCAGGACUUGCGAGUUCCGUCCUCGAAGCAACCUUGGGCGAUUUCUUUCGAGAGCGGUGGCUUGACUAUCAGCUGCACGGUCCUUUUCCCAGAACAAUUCGACGCGCUCCGCCGUACGUAUGACUGUGAGCGCAGCAUGAUCGAGUCGCUUUCGAGGUGCGUGAAGUGGAAUACCAGCGGAGGCAAGUCAGGAUCAGUGUUCUUGAAGACCCUCGAUGACCGAUUCAUCGCGAAGGGUCUGUCACGUCCUGAGCUGCAAGCCAUGGAGACUUUUGGCCCCGCUUAUUUUGACUACAUGUCGUCGGCUGUCGUGGCAGACCGGCCUACAUUGCUCGCGAAGAUCUUUGGUUGCUUCAAGAUUACAUUCCGCAAGACCCAUAGUCACGAAGGCACCAGCAAAGCUAAAGUGACACAGAUGAAUCUGCUGGUCAUGGAGAAUCUGUUCUAUGAUCGCCGUUUCUCGAAGAUCUACGACCUGAAAGGCUCCACUCGCAACCGCCAUGUCCACGCGACCGGUCGGGAGAACGAAGUACUGCUAGACGAGAACUUGGUAGAGACUGCUCAUUUGUCUCCUUUCUACCUCCGCGAACACUCUAAGCGCAUCCUCCGGGGCGCUCUAUACAACGAUAGCAAGUUCCUUGCUGACAUCAAUGUCAUGGACUACUCCUUGGUUGUAGGUGUGGAUAGCACCAAUAAUGAACUGGUCGUUGGGAUUGUCGACUACAUCCGCACGUAUACCUGGGAUAAGAAGCUGGAAAGCUGGGUCAAGGAUUCUGCCUUCCUUGGGGGAGGAACCAAGGGCGAGCCUACUAUCAUCGGCCCGAAGCAGUACAGGCAACGCUUCCUCAGUGCGAUGGAGCGAUAUUUCCCCUUGGUGCCAGAUAGGUGGAUGAAGCAGCACGACUUUCCAGAGGAAGAAGGCAACGCCCUUCUUGACUUGUGGCCAGACUGGUAAACGAACUGAAUCCAACACGACCUCUCAACGAACUCUUGACGUUUGCCAUUGCCUCAUCUUGCUUUCGUGAUCAUCCCUCAUCCACGUCCGUGUAACAUUACAAUGAUCCCAUCCAAUGCCGUC